GCUUUUGCUUUCCAGCUCUCAACCUUCUCCGCAAACCCGAAGUUUUCGACCAAAACAUGACAGACGGCACAAAUACCCCUUCAAAGAUUAAAUAUCAUUUUCAUGAUAUUGCCGCUCGCAUCAUACAAAAUAUUCGGAGCGAAACCGAAAGUGAAGCACACCAAAUUCUUCGAAGCUACCCUGGAAACGAGAACCCGACGGACGCGAGCCAAAACGCUGCCAAGAUCUAUGGUAUAAGCACACAAUCCUCCACGGGCGUCAUUUAUGUUAUGGAUCGAGCCACUGAGAGAGGAUUCACGUAUGGAAAUCCGGAAUGGGCAAAUUUCGGCCAAGGUGCUCCGGAAGUCGGCCAUAUCGAUGGUUGCAUGGACAAGCCCACUGAGAUUGCCAUCGACCAUUCUUCCCUAGAAUAUGCUCCAACAUCUGGUAUCAAACCUCUUCGGGAAGCCGUGGCUCGUUUGUACAACGACCUGUAUCGUCAAGAGAAGGAGUCGCAAUACACGUGGGAAAAUGUGUGUAUUGUUCCUGGUGGCAGAGCUGGUUUGACCCGUGUUGCAUCUGUCAUUGGUGACAUCGUUGUUGGUCACUUUUUACCAGAGUAUACCGCCUAUGAACAAAUGCUUGGCAUUUUCAAACGCUUCGUCCCUAUUCCUACUGUUCUUGAAGAGGAGGCCAAGUACCACAUUGAUCCUCAAACCGUUAAAAAAGAGAUCAUCGGUAGAGGUUUGGGUUUGAUUGUGGCAUCUAACCCUCGUAAUCCUGUAGGUCAGGUUAUUGAAGGUGAAGAGCUGAAGGAGAUGGUAGAAAUUGCCAGAAAGCGACACACUACUCUUGUCAUGGAUGAAUUUUAUUCCGCAUACAUUUAUUCACAUCCUUCUGAGCAAAAUGGGCGUACUGUCAGCAUUUCCGAAUUCGUAGAUGAUGUAGAUCAUGAUCCAGUCGUUAUCAUCGACGGAAUGACCAAAAACAUGAGACUACCAGGUUGGCGGGUCUGCUGGGUUGUAGGACCCAAGAGUGUGAUUACUUCCCUGGAAAGUAGUGGAUCCUUCCUUGAUGGCGGAGCAAACCAUCCUUUGCAGAAAGCGGCCAUUCCUCUUAUUGAGCCAUCCAAGUAUCGAAAUGAAGCCAAGUACUUGCAGCAGCACUUCAGAGCGAAGCGUGACUUCGUGCUCAAAAAUUUGAAAGAGAUCGGCUUCAACAUCAAGGUUCCGCCUGAAGCCACCUUUUAUAUCUGGCUCGAUGUUUCCGAGCUCCCGGAACCCAUCAACAAUGGGCUCGCUUUCUUUGAGGAAUGUCUCAAGGAGAAAGUUAUCCUAGUACCUGGUAUUUUCUUUGAUGUUAAUCCUGCCCAUCGCCGUGAGCUUUUCGAAUCUCCGUGUCAUCAUUUUGUCAGACUCUCGUUCGGGCCCGAGCAGAAGGAACUUGAAAAAGGACUAGCUGGCAUCAAACGCGUGGUGGACAAGUUCAAAAACGAAAAGAAAUGAUCAUCCUUCCACGGACUUUGAAACUGACAUCUAUCAUUUGCAAUAGGCUUGGCAAUAAUGUCUCAGUUGAAUCCCGAUCGUGUUCUUAUUUGAGACAUCAAUGGCUAAAUGCAAUGGGUAUUACCAAUAAAGCUGAAGUAUGAAGAACCGAUUGGAGGCAAAUGUGGGCCGUUCCAACUAGAAUG
This is a messenger RNA of Umbelopsis ramanniana AG, 1669 nucleotides long. RefSeq lists its product as uncharacterized. NCBI's taxonomy places the organism in Eukaryota, Fungi, Mucoromycota, Umbelopsidomycetes, Umbelopsidales, Umbelopsidaceae. The record is from RefSeq and is a predicted model, not a curated record. The coding region runs from base 57 to 1484 and encodes 475 amino acids. The transcript has 10 exons. Gene Ontology annotation, biological process: biosynthetic process. Gene Ontology annotation, molecular function: pyridoxal phosphate binding.